Nilaparvata lugens (brown planthopper) is the source of this 3256-nucleotide messenger RNA. Its product is annotated as gastrula zinc finger protein XlCGF17.1-like. The record is from RefSeq and is a predicted model, not a curated record. Gene Ontology annotation, cellular component: nucleus. Bases 281 to 1195 code for a protein of 304 amino acids. The transcript has 4 exons. Gene Ontology annotation, biological process: regulation of transcription by RNA polymerase II. Lineage: Eukaryota; Metazoa; Arthropoda; Insecta; Hemiptera; Delphacidae. Gene Ontology annotation, molecular function: RNA polymerase II cis-regulatory region sequence-specific DNA binding; DNA-binding transcription activator activity, RNA polymerase II-specific.
AUAAAUUCUGUUCUGUGGUGUUGCAUAUUAACAAGUUGCUAUUUUGCCAAAUAUGUAGCUAAUAAGCUAAUUAUUGGUGUUUUAGUAUUUUUUUUGUCUCUGGUAGUUUAGUAGUUCAUUUUAUUCUAGUCCAAUAUCAAUUUAAAUAUAUAAUACUGAAUGGAGUCAUAAAUGUCCACAUGUGACCAGAGAACAGAUAGCCAAUCACCAGUCUCAGAGCACAAUUCAUUGAGUGGAGAAUCAGAUUCCAGGUUGACUAAGGCCAUUGAAAGAGAAGUGUAUGAUGGCGACAGUUACUGUUAAAAAGGAGGAGGAGGAGGAUGAUAGCAGCCAGCAACCAGCUGCAGUGGAAGAUGAUUGCAGCCAACAACAUUAUCUAAUCCCUGGCUACAACAUGAUCUUCAUCAAAGAGGAGGCAUAUGAUAAGCAAGAGGCUGAAGGAAGUGCAGUGAAGAGUGAACCAGAGAUGUGGCCUUUGAACUGCAGCACAUCUGGCCGAGACUAUGCAACAGAAGUGGGUGGACUGAAUGAGCAUUCAAUCUCUUCAGUGGAAAAGUGCACUGAGUCAUCUGUGGCUGGCAAAAAGACCAAUCUCUACAGCUGUGCUCACUGUAGCUAUAAAACAUCAAAGUCUAGUCAUUUGAAGAGACACAUUAGAAAACACACUGGGGGAAAACCAUUCAAUUGCGAGUUUUGUGACUACAAAAGUGCUCGGUUAUGUAGUUUGAAAAGACAUACCAGAACACAUACUGGAGAAAAACCUUUCAGUUGCAAGUUUUGUGACUACAAAAGUGCUCGGUUAGGUAAUUUGGAAAUACAUACCAGAACACAUACUGGAGAAAAACCUUUUAGCUGUACGUUUUGUGACUUCAGAAGUGCUCAUUCAGGUGAUUUGAAAAAACAUAUCAGAACACAUACUGGAGAAAAACCUUUCAGCUGCGAAUUUUGUGAUUUUAAAAGUUCUAGGUUAUGUCAUUUGAAAGCACAUAUCAGGACACAUACUGGAGAAAAGCCUUUUAGCUGCGAGUUUUGUGACUACAAAAGUGUAAGGUCAUGUUAUUUGAAAGCACAUAUCAGAACACAUACUGGAGAAAAACCUUUCAGCUGCAAGUUUUGUGAAUAUAAAUGUGCUGAUUCAAGUAAUUUGAAAAAUCAUAUUAGAACUCAUACAGGAGAAAAACCUUUCAGCUACUAGCUUUGUGACUACAAAAGUGCUGAGUUAGUUAGUUUGAAAAAACAUAUCAGAACACAUACUGGAGAAAAACCUUUCUAGAAUUGGGUUUUUUGAUACAAUAAUAGAGCACCUUCAACAAUUCAUUUUCACUUAUCUAGUCCAACGUAACCGCUAAAAUGCUUGAUUAUAAUGGAAAAAAAUACUUUUGUUAUAAAUAAUAAUAAAAGUACGGUAGACUAAACGUUUCUUUAUACUACUAUGGGUUAAAUUUAAUGUUCGCUAUUAUUACAGUACUAUAUUAUAGGAUUAUAUAUUAUUAGAAAUGAAUGACAAUUUCAAAUGAAGGCAUUUUAUUUCCUCUCAAAUUGAGGCAGUGGUACACAUUCCAUUUCACUUUGUAUUACAAAGAUUAUUUUCAUCUAACAAUUCAAUCAACAUUAUAACCAAAUUCAACGAUCCGCUUUCUAUAGUAAUGAGUUCCAUAAGAGAUAAAAUAAUGUGCAUUAAGCAGAAUUUUACAAGAACUUUUAAAAUUUUACAUUUCAACUUGGUGAAAUCAAAGCUUUGCAGUCUUAAAUAUUUUUUAUCUCAACAGCUAGUGCAAUAGUUCACAUAAGUCCACUAACACUUCCAAAAUAUGCAUACAUUUUUAAGAUUUUUGAAUUUGCACCUUUCAAGGGCUUUUUUGUUGACGCAUUGAUUUUUAAAAGUUUUAUAUUCCAGAAAACUAUUCAGGAAUCACUUUGUCCUAGUCAGGACACUGUGAAAGGGAUUCUUUGGAUUUUCAUAAUAUAGAAUUUAAAUUGCAGCCAGUCAAUAAUUAACCACAUGAGCUGCAGUAAAGAUCAUUUUAAAAUUUAUUAUAGUUACUUUCAUGGAAGAUCAAACCAAAAUAUUCCUGCUUCAGUUAGUCCACAUCAGUGAUCCGACGUUUUCCAAUCACAAGAAUGAAUAUCAAUUUUAAAGUGAUGCUCUCCAUUAAAAAAAUAAUAAGUUUGCACAGUUUCGAAAUUUUCCAAUUUCCUCCUAUUAGGCUGAAUUACUUAGAGGUAUAUUAACGUUUUUAAUCUCCUUUUUUAGGGAGAAUCGUGACUCUGGAAUAAUUACUGCAACCAGUUAAUGUUUAUUUCAAUUUUAUCCUGAAAUGCAUUAUGUUUCCUUGUAAUAGAAGUGUGAAUCAUUGCAUUAAUUUAAUAUAUACAUUUAUAAUACGUUGCAGUACUUUGAUGAGUAGAGUGCAGUAAAUUGAGUACCGGUAGCUCGUCAUUCCAUUCCAAAGAAUCCCAUCCACUCAGCAAGAAAAAAAUCUAAACAUCAAAUCUCAUUUUCAAAGAACGCCAAGCUACAAAUAAGCUGAUAAAUCAUCGAGUGUAGUCUGUAAUCAAAAGUGAAAUUAUGAUAAUGAAAUUCAUGGAUGAUCCCUCUUUCUGUGAUAUUAAAAUCAAGGUAAAUGUUUCUGAUCAUACUAUCGCAACCCUGGCAAUUGCCGUAGGCUACCAAUCAAAAUCUUCAAAGAGUUUAUAGUUUUUUAAAAAUAUUCUUUGAGUUUCUCAAUAGAAAGAUACAUUUUUCAUAAUAAGACAAUAAUUCACUAUCAAAUAAUAGAUUGAAAUUAUAUUUUCAAGUUGAAUUACUAGGAAAGAUAAGAAAUUCUCAUCACUAGAAAUGAAAUAUUUGUUUUGGAGUUUUCAACGAGUAUUUUUGUAGAUUAUAAUUGAUAUAAUCAUUAACAGCCUGGAUAUGAUGUUAUUACCGUACCUUGCAUAUUACACAUCUUCUCAACGUCAAAAUUAUUUAUCAACUUCGAUUUUAAUUAUCGAUAAAAUAUUAGCAUCUAUAAUAUUACAAUAACAUCAUAUAAGAUAAGUUAGUACCGUAUAUAUCACAAAUGCCAGCAUCAUACAAUAUGGUACAAUGUCAUCCAGUAAUAGCCUACCGAUAUUCCUCAAGAUUUUUCCUCAUGCUUGUUAUUGGUACAUAUUCAAACUACAGUGUAUUUAUAAGGAAGGAAGUGGAAGCACUUUUCUAUGAGAAAAAUUUACAAUAUAAUAUUAUUUUAGUACAUUAUAAUUUUCAACUACA